UUCAAGAUGCGCCCAGGUGUCCUGGCUGCCUUUCUCUUCCUGAGUUGGACUCAUUGUUGGCCCUUGCCCCUGCCCAGUGGUGAUGACGAUGAGGACUUGUCUGAAGAAGACUUCCAGUUUGCAGAGCGCUACCUGAAAUCAUACUACCAUCCUGUGAAUCUCGCGGGCAUCUUGAAGAAGAGUGCAGCAAGCUCAAUGGUUGAUAGGCUCCGAGAAAUGCAGUCUUUCUUUGGCUUAGAGGUGACGGGCAAACUUGAUGAUAACACCUUAGACAUCAUGAAAAAACCAAGAUGCGGAGUCCCCGAUGUGGGUGAAUACAAUGUUUUCCCUGGAACUCUCAAAUGGUCCAAAAUGAAUUUAACUUACAGAAUUGUGAAUUAUACACCUGAUAUGACUCAUUCUGAAGUGGAAAAAGCAUUCAGAAAAGCCUUCAAAGUUUGGUCCAGUGUGACACCUCUGAAUUUUACCAGACUCCAUGAAGGCACUGCAGAUAUCAUGAUCUCUUUUGGAACUAAAGAGCAUGGUGACUUCUACCCGUUUGAUGGACCCUCUGGUCUGCUGGCCCAUGCUUUUCCUCCUGGACCAAAUUAUGGAGGAGAUGCCCAUUUUGAUGAUGAUGAAUACUGGACAAAUAGUUCCAAAGGCUACAACUUGUUUAUUGUUGCUGCCCAUGAGUUGGGUCACUCCUUAGGUCUUGACCACUCCAAGGACGCAGGAGCUCUCAUGUUUCCCAUAUAUACCUACACUGGCAAAAGUCAUUUUAUGCUUCCUGAUGAUGAUGUUCAAGGGAUUCAGUCUCUCUAUGGUCCAGGAGAUGAAGAUCCCAACCCUAAACAUCCCAAAACUCCAGACAAAUGUGAUCCCGCCUUAUCCCUUGAUGCCAUUACCAGUCUCCGAGGAGAAACAAUGAUCUUUAAAGACAGAUUCUUCUGGCGUCUACACCCUCAGCAGGUUGAUGCAGAGCUGUUUUUGACAAAAUCAUUUUGGCCAGAUCUUCCAAACCGUAUCGAUGCUGCAUACGAGCAUCCUUCCCAUGACCGUAUCUUCAUCUUUAGAGGAAGAAAAUUUUGGGCUCUUAAUGGUUAUGACAUUGUAGAAGGCUAUCCCAAAAAAAUACUGGAACUAGGAUUUCCAAAAGAGAUUAAGAUGAUAAGUGCGGCUGUUCACAUUGAGGACAUGGGGAAGACCCUCUUCUUCUCAGGAAACCAGGUCUGGAGAUAUGAUGAUACUAAUCAUGUUAUGGAUAAAGACUAUCCCAGACUGAUAGAAGAGGUCUUCCCAGGAAUUGGUGAUAAAGUAGAUGCUGUCUAUGAGAAAAAUGGUUACAUCUAUUUUUUCAAUGGACCUAUACAGUUUGAAUACAGCAUCUGGAGUAACCGUGUUGUUCGAGUCAUGUCAACAAAUUCUCUGUUGUGGUGUUAAAUGCCUUUAAAAAAAUGUUAUUUAAGUCCUGGAGAGCAUUUGGGAUAGUACUUCCAGAAGCACAGGGGCAGGGGGUGGGAGGAGACAUUAGGGGAAAGCUUAGUUCUGUGAACAAGCUUCAGUAAGUUAUCUUUGUAUAUGCAGUAUCUACAUGAUAUGACUAUGCGUGGCUGGCACCACAUUGAAGAGUUUUAAAGUAAUGAAACUGAGUACCUCCGAGAAUCAUCUGAUUCUGGUAUGCUGUAUAAAAGCAAUAGUUAAUGCUAUGUCCCACCCCAAAAGUGGGAUAGAUGGUCAGUCAUCUAGAACAUGGUUUUUAAAUAUAUUUAUAAGGAAACUUAAAGGUAAAUUACAAUUAUAUAAUUAUGAAUCAUCAUUAAAAUAUGAAAAGUAUAAAUGGAAAUUUAGGGAAGUAUGUGAUAUACAUGAACAUACAGAAGGGGAAAUGUAUGUGAUAAAUUUGCAGACAACUUUUCAAAAGAUAAUUUGGGUUUUUCACUGAGAGGAUUUAGCUGUACAUGCCCCACUUCACACAAAUGCUAAAAAACAUCAAAAGUCAUUAAAGAAAGGAGACAAACACUAAUAUGAGGGUAGGCGAUGUGGCUUUGGAUUCUGUUUAAUUUUUACUUUUACUAAUGACUCCAGGGAACUUUCCAAUAAUACAGAUAAUUUUUUGCAAUUGACACACAACUCUUUUUAUUAGAAUAUUUCAGGUCUUUGAAAGUUAAUA
Molecule: messenger RNA, 2152 nt
Organism: Fukomys damarensis (Damara mole-rat)
Lineage: Eukaryota; Metazoa; Chordata; Mammalia; Rodentia; Bathyergidae
Gene: Mmp13
Product: matrix metallopeptidase 13
Exons: 10
Coding region: 7-1422 (471 amino acids)
Biological process (GO): proteolysis; extracellular matrix organization; collagen catabolic process
Cellular component (GO): extracellular matrix
Molecular function (GO): zinc ion binding; metalloendopeptidase activity
Source: RefSeq, a predicted model, not a curated record